AGCGCAACCGGAACUAGCCUUCUGGGGGCCGGCUUCCUUUAUCUCUGGCGGCCUUGUAGUCGUCUCCGAGACUCCCCACCCCUCCUUCCCUCUUGACCCCCUAGGUUUGAUUGCCCUUUCCCCGAAACAACUAUCAUGAGCGCGAGGCUGCCGGUGUUGUCUCCACCUCGGUGGCCGCGGCUGUUGCUGCUGUCGCUGCUCCUGCUGGGGGCGGUUCCUGGCCCGCGCCGGAGCGGCGCUUUCUACCUGCCCGGCCUGGCGCCCGUCAACUUCUGCGACGAAGAAAAAAAGAGCGACGAGUGCAAGGCCGAAAUAGAACUAUUUGUGAACAGACUUGAUUCAGUGGAAUCAGUUCUUCCUUAUGAAUACACAGCGUUUGAUUUUUGCCAAGCAUCAGAAGGAAAGCGCCCAUCUGAAAAUCUUGGUCAGGUACUAUUCGGGGAAAGAAUUGAACCUUCACCAUAUAAGUUUACGUUUAAUAAGAAGGAGACCUGUAAGCUUGUUUGUACAAAAACAUACCAUACAGAGAAAGCUGAAGACAAACAAAAGUUAGAAUUCUUGAAAAAAAGCAUGUUAUUGAAUUAUCAACAUCACUGGAUUGUGGAUAAUAUGCCUGUAACGUGGUGUUACGAUGUUGAAGAUGGUCAGAGGUUCUGUAAUCCUGGAUUUCCUAUUGGCUGUUACAUUACAGAUAAAGGCCAUGCAAAAGAUGCCUGUGUUAUUAGUUCAGAUUUCCAUGAAAGAGAUACAUUUUACAUCUUCAACCAUGUUGACAUCAAAAUAUACUAUCAUGUUGUUGAAACUGGGUCCAUGGGAGCAAGAUUAGUGGCUGCUAAACUUGAACCGAAAAGCUUCAAACAUACCCAUAUAGAUAAACCAGACUGCUCAGGGCCCCCCAUGGACAUAAGUAACAAGGCUUCUGGGGAGAUAAAAAUUGCCUAUACUUACUCUGUUAGCUUCGAGGAAGAUGAUAAGAUCAGAUGGGCGUCUAGAUGGGACUAUAUUCUGGAGUCUAUGCCUCAUACCCACAUUCAGUGGUUUAGCAUUAUGAAUUCCCUGGUCAUUGUUCUCUUCUUAUCUGGAAUGGUAGCUAUGAUUAUGUUACGGACACUGCACAAAGAUAUUGCUAGAUAUAAUCAGAUGGACUCUACGGAAGAUGCCCAGGAAGAAUUUGGCUGGAAACUUGUUCAUGGUGAUAUAUUCCGUCCUCCAAGAAAAGGGAUGCUGCUAUCAGUCUUUCUAGGAUCCGGGACACAGAUUUUAAUUAUGACCUUUGUGACUCUAUUUUUCGCUUGCCUGGGAUUUUUGUCACCUGCCAACCGAGGAGCGCUGAUGACGUGUGCUGUGGUCCUGUGGGUGCUGCUGGGCACCCCUGCAGGCUAUGUUGCUGCCAGAUUCUAUAAGUCCUUUGGAGGUGAGAAGUGGAAAACAAAUGUUUUAUUAACAUCAUUUCUUUGUCCUGGGAUUGUAUUUGCUGACUUCUUUAUAAUGAAUCUGAUCCUCUGGGGAGAAGGAUCUUCAGCAGCUAUUCCUUUUGGGACACUGGUUGCCAUAUUGGCCCUUUGGUUCUGCAUAUCUGUGCCUCUGACGUUUAUUGGUGCAUACUUUGGUUUUAAGAAGAAUGCCAUUGAACACCCAGUUCGAACCAAUCAGAUUCCACGUCAGAUUCCUGAACAGUCGUUCUACACGAAGCCCUUGCCUGGUAUUAUCAUGGGAGGGAUUUUGCCCUUUGGCUGCAUCUUUAUACAACUUUUCUUCAUUCUGAAUAGUAUUUGGUCACACCAGAUGUAUUACAUGUUUGGCUUCCUAUUUCUGGUGUUUAUCAUUUUGGUUAUUACCUGUUCUGAAGCAACUAUACUUCUUUGCUAUUUCCACCUAUGUGCAGAGGAUUAUCAUUGGCAAUGGCGUUCAUUCCUUACGAGUGGCUUUACUGCAGUUUAUUUCUUAAUCUAUGCAGUACACUACUUCUUUUCAAAACUGCAGAUCACGGGAACAGCAAGCACAAUUCUGUACUUUGGUUAUACCAUGAUAAUGGUUUUGAUCUUCUUUCUUUUUACAGGAACAAUUGGCUUCUUUGCAUGCUUUUGGUUUGUUACCAAAAUAUACAGUGUGGUGAAGGUUGACUGAAGAAGUCCAGUGUGUCCAGUUAAAACAGAAAUAAAUUAAACUCUUCAUCAACAAAGACCUGUUUUUGUGACUGCCUUGAGUUUUAUCAGAAUUAUUGGCCUAGUAAUCCUUCAGAAACACCGUAAUUCUAAAUAAACCUCUUCCCAUACACCUUUCCCCCAUAAGAUGUGUCUUCAACACUAUAAAGCAUUUGUAUUGUGAUUUGAUUAAGUAUAUAUUUGGUUGUUCUCAAUGAAGAGCAAAUUUAAAUAUUAUGUGCAUUUGUAAAUACAGUAGCUAUAAAAUUUUCCAUACUUCUAAUGGCAGAAUAGAGGAGGCCAUAUUAAAUAAUACUGAUGAAAGGCAGGACACUGCAUUGUAAAUAGGAUUUUCUAGGCUCGGUAGGCAGAAAGAAUUAUUUUUCUUUGAAGGAAAUAACUUUUUAUCAUGGUAAUUUUGAAGGAUGAUUCCUAUGAUGUGUUCACCAGGGGAAUGUGGCUUUUAAAGAAAAUCUUCUAUUGGUUGUAACUGUUCAUAUCUUCUUACUUUUCUGUGUUGACUUCAUUAUUCCCAUGGUAUUGGCCUUUUAAACUAUGUGCCUCUGAGUCUUUCAAUUUAUAAAUUUGUUAUCUUAAUAAAUAUUAUAAAAAUGUCUUCAUUGCAUCAUUACCUAUUAUAUAUUCAAGGAGGUUCUGUAAAUACAGAUCUAUUUACCAAGGUGUUUUGAAAUGAUUUAUACUAUUUUAUCAGAUUUUACUGGAUUUUGUUAAUGUAACACUUUCUGAGUUUUGAUCUGAAUGGAAUUUCACUGUGUAAGGCAUUGUCUAAAAUGUUCACUGUGAGGCAGUAGAGGAGGUUGAAGUCAUGCAUAUCUAGACAGAUGAAUUAUCUGCAAGUACUUAAGGUGGAGCCUUACUACAUUGUCAUUAAGGAGUUUCUAUUUUUGACUUGUUUUUCAAAAUACAGUGUUUUAAGUCAGGUUUUAUUACCUGGACAUUAGCAAUCACUAGCAAGUCUUCAUCUUUAUGAUUUCAUUGUUUUAAUUUAGAUUUCACAAACAGUUUUACUUCUAAGAGUUAAGAAAUGCACUGUCUUUCACAUUCAUCUGACUAAUUGAAAUCCAUUUAUGUAGAAUAUAGGAAUGGGGGGUGAUUCUGAAGUAUCGGUCUGCUUGUAUCUGUGAGCAUAUUCAUUUGUAUUUUAGGGUCUCUCUGCUUGCUGCUUAGGAGAGCAAAUCAGAUACUGUCAUUAAACUUACAACUAAAAUUACUAGCUGUCACUUAUAUGAUAUUGCUGGGUUCUUACUGAAUA
Molecule: messenger RNA, 3417 nt
Organism: Homo sapiens (human)
Lineage: Eukaryota; Metazoa; Chordata; Mammalia; Primates; Hominidae
Gene: TM9SF2
Product: transmembrane 9 superfamily member 2
Exons: 17
Coding region: 136-2127 (663 amino acids)
Cellular component (GO): microtubule organizing center; endosome membrane; cytoplasm
Source: RefSeq, marked reviewed